Messenger RNA from Closterium sp. Yama58-4, 342 nucleotides. NCBI's taxonomy places the organism in Eukaryota, Viridiplantae, Streptophyta, Zygnematophyceae, Desmidiales, Closteriaceae. The record is from the annotation of a GenBank genome assembly.
AUGCCAAGCUCAUCACACCCCUCCCACUUGCCCACGGCCCCUAGACGCUGCUCCUCAGCUUCCCCUGUGCGCCGCACAUGCUUGCCCUCGUGGGGACCGCGCAUCAAGCCAGCAUUGCCACCACCACCACCACCACCACCACCACCACCACCACCACCACCACCACCACCACCACCACCACCACCACCACCACCACCACCACCACCACCACCACCACCACCACCACCACCACCACCACCACCACCACCACCACCACCACCACCACCACCACAGUGUGCAUCCCCUGUGCAUCCCCCCCUUGUGACCCCCCCCCUCCCUGCGGCACCACACCCCUCCAAUUAG